CUCUUCGUGAAGCUUACCUUCUACAAACGAUUUCGAUACACCUUUUAUCGAAACUAUGAAGAGCAAAAACUGUCCCUCUAUUCGGAGGAAUCCUUUUAUUUUUCCUUCUAUGAUGACAUCGUGAAAUCGGAGACCUACCUGGAGGGCAUCAAGCUGCUCAUGUACUCUGCGCACAAUUGGGGAAGGCCCCGAGAGGACAAUGGUGAUCACACAAAGCUGAUCACCUCUCACCGACUUCCCUUCAGAUACGAUGACAGAAGCGAACACCCCAACACGAUCAAUGCCAUUCGGCGUUUUAACAUUUACCCAGAAAUUGUCCUCGGAACAGUCUGGAGGAUGUUCAAUUUAAAGGAGCACUUCUUAACUCCUUUCAACUUUUACGUCUACGCAGUUCUGCUUUCCCAAUCUGCCAGCGUCAGCGUCUUAUUCUUUUUCGCCGUUUAUUUGGGACGGUCCUACAUUUCGGGCGUCAUUUUUUUAAUGCUUUUUUUUUCCUGCUAUAGGGAGAAAUUCAUCAUGCGAUUAUCGGGUGGGUUCUUGGAGUGUGGCCCCCCACCAAGGGGGGCGUUCCCACUGAGAGAGAAUUUCUCCUCAGUCUACAUGUGGUGCAACAUCCUACUCAUUUAUGCCAUUUUACGGGAGAGGAAGUUUUCCGUUUUCGUGACGCUGACCCAUGUGGUUGCUCUGUUCGGACUAGACCUCCUCGGAUUUGACAUUCAGAAGGAGUUCCACAGAAUCCUCGUCACAUUAUCCUGCUCCUACGUAGUUUCCCUCGUAGUGACCUUCUUCCCGCGUUAUUUGCUAUGCACCUACUUGCCAUUCGUGUUGGCUGCGCUGAUUAUCACGAAUGGGAUUUACCGACGGGGAGGUGGUAGAACCCAUGAUGAAAGACCUGAACCCGUUUCUAACCGAAGGGAUGGUGCCCAGCAUAGGAUUGACCCCUCUUGCACAGCGUUGCCCCUCCAGUUCGAUCACUUACGAAGCCAAGUGGGGUUCAUGCUGAAGAAGGGGUUCACAUCUAUAGCGAUUUUCCUCCUCCUUCGACUGACUACCAUCGGAAUGGAAAAGGAUGAUUCUCACGUUCUGUCUCUUCUAAAAGUGCGUCUGCAUCUAAGUAGCCACGACUUCGACAGCAUGAUCUACAGUUUGGGUUCAGAAUUCAAUCCCUUCACCAAGUACAUGUUUGGCAUGAUAAAGCAGACCUCCCUCUUCGACUACUUCGUCUUUCUUACUUUGAUUCUGCUCCUCUACGUGGUGAAUUAUGUUACAUCCGUUUGGAGGGCUAGACGAGGGGGGAAUUCCAAAGGGGAGAAAAGCGAUGAACAACCAAGACGUGACAAAGGGGCCCGCUACGACAACGGGGUAAAGGUCCGCUUCGAAGUUUUCCACGUGCAGUUCUUCUACCUGGUGAUUCAGUUCAUAUUUUUCGCCCUGCUCAUGCUAAUCAUCUCUCGGUUGCGUGUCCUGGCCCUGCCCCUGAUGUGUCUGCUUAGCAGUCUAGUGGGGUCUCCACACCUUCUUGGGGACAUCUACAGUGUCACACGGGAAAAUUUGUUCCACCUCGGGACCAGCAAGAAGAACCUGUCCCGUCUAGUCAUCCAGGCGAUCUGCCUGCUAGAAUGCGCGUACCCAUUUGCAAAAUACUUCCCAACCUACGAAUACAUCAACCUCGCCGAAAACGACCCAGUCAACAUAGAGAAGAACUUAGAUCUGGUUGUGUGGCUUCGGCAGAAUUUGAAGGAAGGUGAACCCAUUAUUACAGACAUCCCUACAUCUAGCUUCCUCAGAUCGACAACCAACUUUAAGAUGGUUCUGAACCCACAAUACGAAAAUGUAGCCAUGCGAAGGAGAGUGCAGGAUUACUACAUGUUCUCCUCAUGCUUACCUUUCAGUGAUGCGAAAAGGUACUACUACGAUAGAUAUAAGGUGCGCUAUUUCGUGGCAAAUAUUUUUAGAUGCGCUUCUACAUCUACCCAAGUGCCCAAUGCAUUUAGCAUUGCUGAGUUAGUGGGUUCAGACUAUGCCAGAUGUAGAGACAAAACAAGUAUGAGGUUCUGCCAGCGAGUGCUAUACGACGACAGGAACUAUAAGACCCUUUACCGAAACGGAAAGUUCAGCGUCAUUUAUUUUGACCCGACAGAUGAUGUUCUCGACGAUUCUCCCUAUGAGCAGUUCGAUGAGGAGAAAUACGCUGAUAUGAGGUUCUACACCCCCUGGAUUUCCAGAUGCAUUAAAACGGAUUCUAAAUGCAAGAAACACAUUGUAGAUGUGGCUAGAUCCCACCUCGAUAUCCUCCGAUACAACAAAAUUGGAUUCGCACUUUACCAGUUCGUGGAGUGGUCCUUCCUCGGGGAAAAAAAUCCAGUUCCAUUCAGGGAGGGUGAUCUUCUCUCCGUGGGUACCCACCCCUCUGAUGAACCACCCCAACAGGGGCACAACCUGGACACUCUUUUCCACCUGGCCGAGUUUUACGACUACGAUAUGCGCGAUAUGAAGAAGGCGCACGAACUGUAUAAGAAAGCCAUCCAGCUGAUCACCUUCCCGAACGGAUUCGACCGACCUGAUCAGACUGACCACCCCUACGUGACCCUUCCCAUUUUGGAUCCCUUCGUCCCCAUUGCGAAGCGCAUGCAGAUGAUUACUUCGUAUAUCUACUUCCUGCUAGACACGCCUUCGUCGUCUGCACGGGCCGACAUCCUCAAUCUGUACCAGAACAUGGACCUCCUGGUGGUCGUGGCGGGUUCUGCGCUGGACGACGGGUUCUACUACGAAGGGGGUGCCCCUCGAAUGAAGGAAUCACCCAACGCAUACAAUGCAAACAAUACAACCAAUGCAACCAACGCAACCGACCUUUCCGAUGCACCCCCAACGGAUGGCCCACACGCCGGCCAAACGAUCAGAAGAACAUUCCACCCAGGGGAUCUCGACUCAGCCGUAACUCUCCUCUGCGAAAAUGCAACCUACCUCUACAAAAUAAGGACAAAAAACCGACAGUACAUUCCCAUUUAUAAAAAAAUGUGGAACCUUGCUAAGCGCGUUUCCCACAUGAAUGAAUGUGUUCUGCGGAAUUACCAAACAUUUGAACGCAGGCGGAUUGGGGUCCUGGAUUACCUGGCCUUCUUCUACCUCUACCGC
Molecule: messenger RNA, 3135 nt
Organism: Plasmodium coatneyi
Lineage: Eukaryota; Apicomplexa; Aconoidasida; Haemosporida; Plasmodiidae
Exons: 9
Cellular component (GO): nuclear inner membrane
Molecular function (GO): mannosyltransferase activity
Source: RefSeq, a predicted model, not a curated record